This is a messenger RNA of [Candida] anglica, 2484 nucleotides long. NCBI's taxonomy places the organism in Eukaryota, Fungi, Ascomycota, Pichiomycetes, Serinales, Debaryomycetaceae. The record is from the annotation of a GenBank genome assembly.
AUUACAACAGAAUCUUAACCAUCACCCAUUAUUUUGAAAAGACAUCUUUCCAGAGAAUAUAUCUUUACACAAAUACUUCCAUUCCACAUUUAGAUAAAUUGCGUGUGGAAACUAUUGUUGUGUGUAAAAGAGUGUGUGUGUAUAUUUUUCCAUUUCUACACAUCUCUUUUUUUUACUAAUAAAAAAAGAAAAACAAAAUUGCUUGUGUUUAGGUAUCGGCAAGGACGAGGAUUAAAGUAAUUUAUUGAUACAUUUUAUCUUGAGAAUAGCUAUUGUAUAGACAACGCCACUCCCAUGAUAAUUUCCAGCCAACAGCCAGCCGACCUGUCAUUUACCAAUUCGAAAGUUCAUGAAUUGUCACUUGAAAAUUUGAACGCUAAAAAUAAAAUCACUUCUGAUCAUUCACCAAUGACAUCAAUCAAUGGAGAACUAUCUCCGCCAUCACUUCAUAAAUCGCAUAAAUCAUCCACAAACACAAUUUCUCCAUCAAGUCCAACUUCAUUUAAGGUAACUCCGUCGGAAACCUCGGAGGACACAAAUGAAACAUCUCCUAGCUCAAUAGAUCAACCUACAGAAAAUAGAUAUCAACAAGAACACACUCUUGAAGCUGGAGAUUCUACCCAGAAAACCUUUCAAUAUAUUUUACACCAGGGAAACGCUAUUGACAAAACAAAGAACAAGGGUGAUACUUCGAACCAUAUGCAUGACCUAGACCCUCUUCAAACUAUUGAUACAAAAACAACUUACAAUACCCGUAUUAACAGUAUUCCUCAUUCUAAUGAUAUGAAUGCUGUGGAAAAUAAUACUGUUGCUGGUAGUGUUGAGAAAAAUCCAACUAGUCAUCCCUUUGCUAUACCUUCAUCGAUCGCCCUUUCUAACAAUAGAAGACACACUACUCCAAGUCAAGCAUUUGAAACAUCUACGAGUAAUGAACCUUCAAUUUCCGCAGCACAACAAGGUGCAAGAUAUUCAUUGGAUCAUACAUCCCGUCCCACAACAAAAAACACAUUCACUUCUACAGGACAACAAUUUGUAUUAAGAUCUCGUGCAAGAACUAGCAUUGAUAACUAUAGUAGACAGGAUUCUACAAACUCAGAACUCAAUAGAAUGAGAAAUUCAAUUGCUCUUCGUAGGAAUAUGAAAAGGAAAAGAAAGGAAUUUUUGGAAGAUGAAAAAGUUUUAGUUGGAAAUAAAAUUAGUGAAGGUCAUGAAAAUUUUGUGAUGGCCUAUAAUAUGUUAACUGGGAUUCGAGUAGCAGUUUCAAGAUGUUCUGGAAUAAUGAAAAAAUUAAAUGAUGAUGACUUUACUACCUCGAAAAAAUUAUCAUUCAAUAUGGAUGGUAGUGAAUUGACCCCUAGUUCCAAAUAUGAUUUUAAAUUUAAAGAUUAUUGUCCUGAAGUUUUCCGUGAAUUAAGAUCUCUUUUUGGGUUAGACCCAGCAGAUUAUUUGGUAUCAAUUACAGGAAAAUAUAUAUUGUCUGAAUUGGGGUCUCCAGGUAAAAGUGGGUCAUUUUUCUAUUAUUCAAGAGAUUAUCGCUUUAUUAUUAAAACUAUUCAUCAUGCUGAGCAUAAACAAUUACGCAAAAUCUUGAAGGAUUAUUAUGAACAUGUCAAAUCUAACCCUAAUACUUUGAUUUCUCAAUUUUAUGGUUUACAUCGAGUCAAGAUGCCAUUAAAGAAUGGAAGUAGGAAAGUUCAUUUUCUUGUAAUGAAUAACUUAUUCCCUCCUCAUAGAGACAUUCAUGUGAAGUAUGAUUUAAAAGGUUCUACAUGGGGUAGAAUUACUCAAAUUCCACCAAAUGAGUCUGAUCUUUCGCAGUAUACUCUCAAGGAUCUUAACUGGUUGGAAAGACAUGACACUAUUAAAUUUGGUCCUGCUAAACGGAAAUUAUUCUUUGAUCAAUUGGAAUCAGAUGUAAAAUUAUUAAAGAAGAUUAAUGUUAUGGACUAUUCCUUAUUAUUAGGAGUUCAUGAUGUUAAAAGGGGAAAUUCAGAAGAAAUGGCUCAAAGACUAUCUGUAUUUGAUCCAAAAUCUACCAAUAAAGUUGACUUGAUAUCAACAAACCCCAGAGAUAUUGAUCGAAUAAAUGAUCUACCUACAAAUGUGUUCCCUGGUAGAUCACAGUAUGUGUUUUACGGUCAUGAUGGAGGAAUUCGGUCGACUGCUGAAGAUGAUACACCAAUGAACGAGAUUUAUUAUCUUGGUAUCAUUGACUGUUUAACUAACUAUUCUGUGAAAAAGAAACUUGAGACAUUUUGGAGAUCUCUAAGUCAUCCAAGAAGUACUAUAUCUGCACUCCCUGCAAAGGAAUACGGAGACCGGUUUUUGAAAUUUAUGAAAGCUGGAGUAUCCUUUUCCAAGAAAAAGAAGGAUUAAAGUUCUCUAGUGGAAAAUGAUGUGUAAGCCCUAUGAAUCAAAUUGUUGAAAGAAAAACUGAUGAGAUUAUAUAGCUUACAAGUAUAUAUACAAUGUAUAAUUAGCUCC